GGUGCGCGGCCAUGGCGGGCAGAGCGGGGCGGGCGGGCUCGCUGGUGGCGGCCGUGCUGGAGCACUCGGGCCAGCUGGACAAGGAGCACCUGGGGGCCCACGUCGGGCGCCUCUCCCGCCGCGUCGAGGAGCUCAAGGAAGAGGUCUGGACCAUGAUGAACAGCAAAUACAGCGAGUUCCUGCCCAGCGUGCAGAACAGAGAGGACCUGGUGGCAGAGGUGGAGGGGCUGUGCAUGGACAUCGACCUACUCAAGGCGGCCAUCGAGAACGAGGUCCAGCAAGAUCUAAAUGUCGCUGUUACUGAGUUCACAGAGCUGAAGCAGCAGCUGGAGAGGGACUCAGUGGUCUUGAGUGUCCUGAAAAAGCUUCAGGAGUUUGACACAGCUGUGAAAGAGUUCAGCACUGCCCUGCUGGAAGAGAGGUACAUGCGAGCAGCUCAGCGGCUGGAAAAGGCACGGAGCAGCCUCAGGAACGUGGAAUCCCACAGGGGCUUUGAGCUGAGGAUCCCGAAGGCCCUGCGCAAGGAGCUCACGGUGCAGGAGCAGAGCAUCAUCUACCAGCUCGGGAAGGAGUGGCAGAAGCUGAUUGUGUGGAAGCUUCCCCAUUCCAAAGGGAGCAGCAGCCUGGAGGCCGUCGUGCUCUCGGAGCUGCACUUACACGCGGUGCCGCCGCAGGGUGAGGACACUGCUGUCCCAGCCGUCGCUGCCGUGCUGCAGGCCUUGGCUGUCAUGGGAGAGCUGCACUACAAGCUCAAAGAUUUUGGCCAGUUGUUGAUGGAAUACAUCCUGAAGCCGCUGAUCUCCUACCCAUCUCUGGAGCCAGUCACAGAGGAGCAGCCAGAUGUGUUCAUCCUGAGGUUUAGGUCCCAGGAGCCUGCCUUGGAUGAGUUCUCUCCUAUAAAGGUGUUUGACAAGAUCAAGCUGAUUUUUGAAGUUCUGCACAAAUACCUGCUAAAUGUGCCUCUGGAGGAGCCUGGGAAAGGCGGAAAGGACGGCAGAGUCACCCUGGCAGAGCUGCUGGGGGAGCUCAUCUGGGAGGAGCUCUCAAACUGCCUCAUUCACAGCUGCCUGGUGCACUCCCUCCCAACCAGCAGCAGCCAGCUGGAGCAGUACAAAGAGGUGAUCGAAUCCACAAAGGAAUUUGAGAAAGCCCUGAAGGAGAUGCAGUUUUUGAAGCAAGACAAGACUGCCUUGCUGAAAUACGCCUGCAACGUCAAUUUCCACUUCGCCAACAAGAAGUGCCAGGAUUUGAUCAAGGCAGCCAGGAAGCUGAUGACCUCAGAAAUACACAACACUGUAAAGAUCACACCCGAUUCCAGCGCAGCCCUACCGGAGCUCCCUGCUCCUUGGUCAGGAGACCACCCGAAAACGCGCGGACCCUCCAACCUUCUGGACAGUGGGACCGUGAAUUUGGGCAGUGAGAGCAGUCUGAGCCAGUCCACCCUGUCCCUGCCCACGUGCCGCAUCAGCUCCUCCGUGCAGCAGCUCAUGGAGCUGGCUUAUAACACAAUGGAGGAGGCCAAAACCAGCACAAAGUUCUGCUGUCUGCAGCUCUGCAACUGCGUCCGGGACAUCUUCCACGUCUUCUGUGAGGUCGUGCCCAAAUACCACAGGGAGAACCUGCAGAAGCUGCCCCAGCUGGCUGCCAUCCACUACAACAACUGCAUGUACAUCGUCCACCACCUGCUCACCCUGGGCCACCAGUUCCGCUACCUCACCGGCGCCGUGCUCAGCGACUGCGGAGGCACCUUCGUGGACAUGGUGCCUGACUUCAGGAAGCUGGGGAUGGAGUGUUUUCUGGCUCAGAUGCAAGUGCAGAAGCGAGGAGUCCUGGACAGGCUCUGGAGUGCCAGGAAUUUUUCCAAUAUGGAUGAUGAUGAGAAUUACCGUGCAGCAAAUAAAUCCAUAAAGCAGGUGCUGCAUCAGCUGAGGGGGCUGGGCACGGUGUGGCAGGAUGUGCUCCCUGUGCACGUGUACUGCAAGGCCAUGGGGACCUUACUGAACACAGCCCUGGCAGAGAUUGUCACCAGGAUUACUGCCCUGGAGGAUAUCUCUGCAGAGGGUGCAGACAGGCUGUACUCACUCUGCAAGAUCAUGGUGGAUGAGGGACCCCAAGUUUUCACCCCUCUGCUUGAAGAGGACAAAAAUAAGAAGUACCAGGAGGAAGUUCCUGUCUAUGUGCAGCAGUGGAUGACGUUCAGGGAGCUGAUGAUCAUCCUGCGGGCCAACCUCCAGGAGAUCGUGGAUCGGUGGGCAGAUGGGAAGGGGCCUCUGGCAGAGCAGUUCUCAGCAGCUGAGGUGAAGAGCCUGAUCCGAGCCUUGUUCCAGAACACAGAGAGGAGAGCGGCAGCACUGGCCAAGAUCAAGUGACUCCAGUUUACACGUGCACCUGCACCUCGUGGUGCUGCAGAGCAAACCAACACUUCCAAACACGUUUUUGGUUGCACCUGUCUUAUUUGUACUGGUCUGGAAAACUUGGGAAUUGGGGAAGCGCUCCCUGGAGCUUGGCUGGGGGGGAAGGAGCAUUUCCUGGCUCAGUGUUUGUGUAACCUCAUCUCAGGCUGGGCUCAGGGUGCUGCAGGGGCGUUCUCAGUGCUCAGCUGGGACUCUUCUAUGCAGUUCUGUGUCAGGGGACCUGCAGCCCCUCUGUGACCUCCUCUGUCCCUCAAACCACACAUGGAAGCCACAGACUGGGAGAGCUUUGGAUGUCCUUCCAAACUUUCCCAUCUCAGGUUCCCCUGAGGAGCAGACCUUAAGGGGGAGACAGUUUAGGGAGGGAUGUGGGGAAGAGAGAUCCUGUGCUGAAUGAACCAUUGAUCAGAUCAGAGGGAUUCUCACAAGGAGGAAAAUUCUCUUACUUCUCAUGGAAAGUGUCUUCAAACUGACUUAGAACUUUUCAAUCCCACUUUCCCAACUGUAGAAGCCAUUUCAGCUCGUUCCUUUAUGUUUUUGUUGGGUGUGAACUGGGUAACUGUGGUGUCUUUCUGGUGUUACAUUUUCUGUCCUUAAAGAAUAAUGAGAGAAAUAAUAGAAAAUAAUGAAAAACCAGUAUAAAAAGGGAAUGAAAGGUACACUCACAGCAUUGUCUCUUAAGUCACAAAAGGCUCUGUUUGAUCCUUCCUGCCCUGUCAGAAGAUUUUCAGUCAGAGUUUAAUGUUUUAAUCUGUUGUCUCCUGUUGUCUCCUUGUCCGUGGCACUUUUGUUCCAAGUGUUUGUGCAGGGGCUGAGGCUUUCCUGUCACCCCAGUCCUCGCAGAAAUCCCUCUGGUUUUGUUUUUCCCUCCUCCAAGUGUUCCCAGAACACUGGCAUCUCGUGGGGUCCCCAGCCCCCUUAAACAUGGCCAAAAAACGUCUAUUUUGAAAAACACUUCUCCCCUGUAGAUUGUUCACAGAAUUGUAAUUUCCUACUUUCUUUAAUAAACUAUUUCUACUGAGCA
Molecule: messenger RNA, 3435 nt
Organism: Corvus hawaiiensis (hawaiian crow)
Lineage: Eukaryota; Metazoa; Chordata; Aves; Passeriformes; Corvidae
Gene: ZW10
Product: zw10 kinetochore protein
Exons: 16
Coding region: 12-2369 (785 amino acids)
Biological process (GO): mitotic spindle assembly checkpoint signaling; endoplasmic reticulum to Golgi vesicle-mediated transport; mitotic cell cycle
Cellular component (GO): nucleus; chromosome, centromeric region; RZZ complex
Source: RefSeq, a predicted model, not a curated record